This is a messenger RNA of Parus major (Great Tit), 5681 nucleotides long. RefSeq names its product solute carrier family 7 member 1 (gene SLC7A1). NCBI's taxonomy places the organism in Eukaryota, Metazoa, Chordata, Aves, Passeriformes, Paridae. The transcript has 13 exons. Gene Ontology annotation, biological process: amino acid transport; transmembrane transport. Gene Ontology annotation, molecular function: amino acid transmembrane transporter activity. The coding region runs from base 513 to 2387 and encodes 624 amino acids. The record is from RefSeq and is a predicted model, not a curated record. Gene Ontology annotation, cellular component: plasma membrane.
UUUGUCAGUAGCUAAGGCUGGAGAGGAGGAUUGAGACUCCAUAGCAAAUUGCUAGUUAGUUCUGUUAUCAGCUGCUGGAAGACCUUAGGUUUGGAGCAAGGUGGUGUUUUUGUAGGUGCUGCAUAGACUUGUGACAGAAAGGCAGUUGCGGCUCUACAGCGGCUGCAGAUCGGGGCAGAAGAGCUAAGGCGUUAUGGUGCUGAAGGUUCAUGAGUCAGCUGGCUCUUAGCCCGGUGGUUUUGCCGCUUGCCUGUGGUCAUUUGCAAAUGUUGCUUUGUGCUUGAGCAACAACAGCAUGGUGAGCCAAACAUCAGCUGAACUAGCGGAUACCAUACCCUGCCUCCCUUUGCCCAUCUCUGUGGACUCUGCUAAGCCAUGGUCCCAGCACAGGGGAGCCAAGCAGAAUAUUUACAGCCAGUUGUUUGUUUCCUUCUUGCUGUCGCUUAAAGCACCUUGCAGUGGCAGAACUUUAUUAUACUUCAAAGUUUCUUGUUACAGGCCCAAACAGGAAGAUGGAGUGUCAAAAAAUUACCAAUUUCGGAAACCAGCUUCUUCGUCGGAAAAAUGUGGAUUGCACUCGAGAAGACAGUCGCCUCUCGCGAUGCCUUAAUACAUUUGACUUGGUGGCUCUGGGUGUAGGCAGCACUUUGGGUGCAGGUGUCUAUGUACUGGCUGGAGCUGUGGCACGGGAAAACGCGGGACCUGCCAUCGUUAUCUCCUUCUUGAUUGCCGCCUUGGCCUCAGUGCUGGCCGGACUCUGCUACGGAGAAUUCGGUGCUCGAGUUCCUAAGACGGGAUCAGCUUAUCUCUACAGCUACGUGACUGUGGGUGAGCUGUGGGCCUUCAUCACAGGGUGGAAUCUAAUCCUCUCCUAUGUUAUUGGAACCUCAAGCGUGGCCAGAGCUUGGAGCGCAACGUUUGAUGAAAUCAUAGGGCAGCACAUUGAAAAAUUUUGUAUUAAAUACAUGACGAUGGAUGCUCCCGGAGUGCUAGCAAAAUACCCAGACAUCUUUGCUGUGGUGAUAAUCAUCAUCCUAACAGGGCUUUUAGCUUUUGGUGUGAAAGAAUCUGCCCUGGUGAACAAAGUGUUCACCUGCAUCAACGUCCUUGUCCUUGGAUUUGUCAUGAUCUCCGGCUUUGUGAAAGGAUCUGUUAAAAACUGGAACCUGACCGAACAGGACAUUUACAACACCAGCCACAGCAUUUUCAAAGACAAUCAAACACAGGAAGGAAAGCUCUACGGUGUUGGAGGGUUUAUGCCCUAUGGAUGGAAAGGAGUUCUCUCAGGGGCAGCCACGUGUUUUUAUGCUUUCGUGGGAUUUGACUGUAUUGCUACUACAGGUGAGGAGGUAAAAAACCCUCAGAAGGCCAUUCCUAUUGGCAUUGUGGCAUCUCUUCUCAUCUGCUUUGUGGCUUAUUUUGGCGUGUCGGCUGCCCUGACGCUCAUGAUGCCUUACUACCAGCUGGAUACCAAUAGCCCUUUACCCAAUGCCUUUAAAUAUGUGGGUUGGGAUGGAGCCAAUUAUGCAGUGGCUGUCGGUUCCUUGUGUGCACUUUCUACGAGUCUCCUUGGCUCCAUGUUUCCGAUGCCUCGAAUAAUUUAUGCUAUGGCAGAAGAUGGACUUCUCUUUAAAUUUUUGGCUAAAGUCAACGAGAAGAGGAAAACUCCCUUAGUUGCAACAGUGACAUCAGGAGCUACUGCAGCUGUUAUGGCCUUUCUCUUUGACUUGAAAGAUCUUGUGGACCUCAUGUCCAUUGGGACCCUCCUGGCUUACUCCUUGGUAGCAGCCUGUGUGUUGGUACUGAGGUACCAGCCUGAGCAGCCUAAUUUGGCAUACCAGAUGGCUAGGUCAACAGAGGAGACAGAUAACAACGAGUCUGUGAGCACCAGUGAAUCGCAGGCUGGGUUUCUGCCAGAGGAAGAGGAGAAGUUUUCCAUCAAAGCCAUACUGUGUUCCACAGAUUCAGAUCCUUCCAAAUUCUCUGGUUUGGUGGUGAAUGUCUCAACCUUCAUCAUUGGUUUCCUUAUUGUGGGUAUCUGUAUCCUGACUUCCCUUGAGCCAAACAUUCUGAUAAACACUGUACAGAUUAUUGCUGCCAUCCUUGUUGUCACUAUCAUCUUCAUUAUACGGAAACAGCCUGAAAGCAAAACCAAACUCUCCUUUAAGGUACCUUUUUUGCCCUUUCUUCCUGUUGGGAGUAUUUUUGUGAAUGUUUACCUCAUGAUGCAGCUAGAUGCAGGCACAUGGAUUCGGUUUGCAAUCUGGAUGCUCCUAGGCUUUAUCAUCUACUUUACCUAUGGAAUAUGGCAUAGUGUGGAAGCCAGCUAUGCAGCCUCAGCAGAAGUGGAGAGAAACACAGACACUGGCUCAGACAGCUGUAAAUGACUGUUUGGCUUACGGGCGACUGAAAGAAUGGCUGCAGUGAAAGACACUUUGUGGUGGGGAUCCCGAACCAGAUGACACCUGUAAUCAGUUAUGCAGGAAUAAGGAAGUGGAAUGCAGGCCUCCCCAACAGUUACUGCAGCCUGCAGUUUGUUUAGCAGCACAGUUAAAAGGGACCACAAGAUAAAAAGACACAACUCUGGCAUAUUCCCAGCAGCACUGGCAGCUCAUCUGGGGCUCUUCCCUCUCUCCCUCUCCUGUUUUUUGUUUUUUUUUUUCCCUGGUGUGUAGAAAGAGAACUGCUUCUGUGUGCAAAUGCUGCUAAGAAACCAGGCCUCAAAAAUGUCCUUCUUUCAGUAGUCCCGGGAAUUACCUCCCCACAGAUAUUCUACUUGAUUAUGGAGCAGAUUUUGCAGUGCUACUGUCAGGCAUAGACCAGGAUCCAUCCUUCACCCUAUAUGAGCUGUACCCUCUGUAUACAAACAGAAAAAAACGAAAGGUUCUCACCAAACACUAUAUUUCACCAGGCUAACAAAGCACCUGCAAGAUUUGCCUUCUUUAAAGUAUCAGGUCUUACCUUUUUUGUUUUAUUUAACUGGGUUUUUUAGCUACAUACUCACGUGCUUUAAAGCAUGUCACUGCUGUGAAACAUUGGCAAAGUUUGUGGUUGCUGAUUGUCAGGUGAGUGAUUGCUUGCCAGCACACAGGUAACACCAGCAGGUGAUUCUCCCAACUGUAUGCUCCACAGAGGAAUUUCCAACUUUAGUCAGGAAACCAUGUGGUGCAAGUACUGCAAAGGCUUGAAAACAACGUGUGUCUCCAAAGAGCAGUUCUGCCUCUUUGCCUCAGAAAUCACCACUGGUGUGGCUGUAGUGGUGGGGGUGGCCAGCAGAACCGAGCUAGCUGUGACAGAAAGUGGAGCCCUCUGUUCCUCCCCCCACAUCAGUUUUGUGUGCUGGCUGCCUGGCAUUAGCAACUUUGGUUUGGCAUUGGUGGGUGGUGCACAUCCCUGCCCUGGGAAGGGAAGCACAGGAGGAUCCUCAGAGACACAAGGUUCUUAACAGGAGCAAUGCCUGGUGUCUGCCCCCUGCUCAGGGGAAGCUGUGUUGCUGUGUACAGGCUUCUCAGUCCUGGCAGAGCCUGCAGCCCAGAAAACACCAUUAAGCUCUAGGGUCUGAUUUGCUGAGGGGAGCUUUCCCUUUGGGGCUGGAGAUUGUCUCCAGAGCCUGCCUGUAGUGAAAGGUGGGAAACUUGGAGUUGAGACCAGGGUCUGUAUUUGAUUGGCAAUGCCUUGGCUUGGGCUCUAAGGUGUUUUUUUGCUUUAAUUCUCUCUAACAGCUUUCCCUAGCCAAAUUAAUCCAUUACCCUAAAAAGGCUUAUUAAAGCACUGUGAAGGUGAGCCAUGCCCAAGUAAUGCCACUGAUUUAAAUUAACACUUCAGCUUGUACUGAAAAAUAAAUCAUAGAACUGUGGAAUGGUUUGGGUUGGAAAGGGGCCUUUGAAGAUCAUUUGGUCCAGCUUAUCUGACAUCAACAGGGAUAUCUUUAAGUAGAUAGAUAGGGUUGCUCAAAACUCUGUCUAACCUGCUCUCAAAUACUUCUGUGGCCAGAGCAUCCCAGAUAGAUGCUGCAGAAAUCUCCUUUCCCAAUGCGAGUGGAUGCUUUCCUAGGUGUCCUUCAUACUACUGCCUCUGAACACUGGACAAUCUUUAAUUUGUUUGUCAGCAUGGCUCUUGCUGAUGAAGCAACAGGCUUUUGUACCUGUCAUUGAGUUGGAGAACUGAACAAACUGAACAGACCCCUGCAUGACUUGCCCAGGGUCUCACCAGGCAUUUGAUGCAGCAGAAGGGGGAAUCAGACUAUCUCCUGGAUUACAUGGUUGGAUUUUGGACCAUUUCUUAUGUUUCCAAGAGACUUUAUAGCUUUUCUGCCUACUGAAGGGUUUUAAUCUUUUAAUUCUAGUACACUGGGAGGCUUUUCUUGUCAGGAUUGGAAUUUGAGGAAGUGAAGGCAAUGUGUUCAUUGCCUCUGAUGUGCACUUCAGGGUGUUUUGAGUGCACCUUGCCCCACAGAAUGAAGUUGGGGGCCUGCUCCAGUCGCUGCGUCUUGACCAUCCACCACGCCUUUGCUCCUUGUGCAUAUACAAAGUCUUAUUCAAGCAGGGAGAGAUGAAUAUAGAAAUUAAAAGCCAUUAAGUUGAAGUCUAUUUUGUUUAAACACAGGCAAGGUCAACGUACUCCACAGCUUCCCAAAAGGCACUGUAAAUGUGGUGGGAGGGCAACAAGAUGAAAACUAAGACAGGAUCAAAGUUUCAGAUUGUACUAAAAAUAUAAGGAUGUUUUUCCUACCUGGCUACCAGCUUCUGUUCAAUGAAAACAUGAAGCUUGUGUCCUUGCCAAAGCUUCAUCUGUGUUGAGCAAGCCUGGUGAAAAGUCUUUCAGGAGGAUGUUGUCAGGCACAUUCCCAAGGUGGUAUAUGACCUGGUCCCUUUUUAAUCCUUGUGGCAAAGCCUGAGAAGUUCUGUGGCUCUCAGCAGGAGGGCAAGGUGAAGGGGGCAGGGGAUGGGAUGUUGAAACUGAGUGAACUGGAACAUUGAGGAGUUCAGGUGUUUGCUGAUGAGCCUGAAUCACUGGCAGAAAUGUUCCCAUUACCGUAUGCUGCAGCAUGGCACUUUAAUGGAAACGUUCACAAUCACUGUUCUGGGAGCCCCAGUCAUACGGGAAGCAUCCUAGAAAAUGAGUCCAUGGAAGCUCAUAGCAUGUGAGCCUUUGUUACGUAACGCAGCUGACCAGCCCUGCUUCCAGGAAGCUUCUUUACCUUAAUGGGGUAACCUUCUAAUGCAGGGGGUUUUGCUUUGUUUCCCAUUCAUCCCAGUUUCUGUGUGCACAGAAAACACAGCAGGACCUGCUGAUCUGUAUGCGUCAGCCCACAGGUGCACUGGCGCAUGGGUUUAUUAUCAGGAAUAUAUUACACUUAUCUGUACAUCAUACUUGAAAUAAUACAAACUCUUCCUGUAACCAUUAGCCACAUAAUAAACGGGACCACAGAACUCCUGCUGCAUGGGAAACUGUACAGAGGCUCCUCAGAGUGUCCAUGGGACACAACCACCAUCAGUGCAGAGACAAAAUACCUGAUUUUGCACUUGAUAGUUUUUCCUUUCCUCCCCCCCCUGCCACCACCACAAGCCUUUGCUGCUGUGCAUCAACUGAGUCGACCCAUCUGUGCCAGCAGUCACUGGAGGUGCAAUCCCAGUAGGGUGAAAUGGUACCUUCCCACAAUAAAAAGGAGUUUUCCAUUC